UUCCUGCUUGUCGCCGAGUGAUGACGUAACGAUCGCUGCCCCUGUGGUUAGGGGGAGAUCCUCAGCUCCCCGGGAUGUCGGCGCUGUGUGCAGGCAGGAGGCUGUGCUCUGCAGCGCUCUGGUGUCGGUCGCCCCCUGCCGGCCGCGCGAGAAACCUGACGACACCAAGAGUCCAGGGGCAGUUGCAACAUUGUAUCAAUUGCUACUCUGCUUCACAGGAAGGUCAAGGAGGCGGGGGGCCGCCUGAAGCCCCCCAUUCUACAGGUGCCCUAAGGACAUGGAGGAGGAGGUGGUCCCUGUCCCCCUUGGACAGAGUGAGUCGCAUGAUCUCUCCUGAGUUUAUCUCACAGGAGAUCAGAGAUCUGCAAACUCCAGAGGAGCUCAGACCCCCAUCAUCCUCCCAAGAUCAAGCAGAGGAGCUCAGACCCCGAUCAUCCUCCCAAGAUCAAGCAGAGAAGCUCAGACCCCCAUCAUCCUCCCAAGAUCACGCAGAGCAGCUCAGACCCCCAUCAUCCUCCCAAGAUCAAGCAGAGCAGCUCAGACCCCCAUCAUCCCCCCAAGACCAUGCUGAGGAGCUCAGACCCCCAUCAUCCUCCCAAGACCAUGGAGAGCAGCUCAGACCCCCAUCAUCCUCCCAAGACCACGCUGAGGAGCUCAGACCCCCAUCAUCCUUCCAAGACCACUCUGAGCAGCUCAGACCCCCAUCAUCGUUCCAAGACCACAAACAGCAGCUUAGACCCCCGUCAUCCUCCCAAGAGAGUGGACAUCAUGGCAGCCCUGAGCAGGACCAACCUCCAGAACCUUCGCCAUCCCUCCCAAAGUACAAUGCCGCCCCAUAUAGCCCCCCAAUAUCCUCACCUCCCCAAGACCUUGCACCUUCAGGGGGUGUCCCUCUCCAGCCUGGAGAUCUUCUCAUGGCAGAGUUCAAGAGAAGACAUUACUCAAUGUUCAGGAAGAUGUUCGUCCUGAAAAACUCCGGCAAACUGGUCAGCAACUGGGGGGCCAUCGAUUACCAGGACUUGUUGGGCAAACUGCCCGGGGAGAAGAUCACGACCUCCACCGGGCACCAGUUCCUCCUGAGAAGACCCUCGCUGGAUGAAUACGUCAUAUACAUGAAGAGGGGGCCCACCAUCUCCUAUCCAAAGGACAUUGCCUCCAUGUUGAUGAUGAUGGAUGUGAAUCCCGGGGAUGUGAUACUAGAAGCAGGAUCAGGCUCUGGAGCGCUGAGUCUCUUCUUGUCACGUGCUGUGGGGCCAGAGGGUUGUGUCCACAGCAUUGAAGUGCGUCCUGACCAUCAUCAUGUAUCAAAGAGGAACUUCUUAAAAUGGAAGACCGCCUGGGAAAUUCGAAGCGAACGAAGUUGGCCAGAUAAUGUGAAUUUCAUCAACAAGGACGUCCUGGACGCUAUGUCAGAACUCCGGGCUGUAGGAUUCGAUGCAAUGGCCUUGGAUAUGUUGAACCCACAAGUUGCAUUGCCAGUGAUAGUGGGGAAUCUGAAGCAGGGUGCUGUGUGUGCUGUGUACAUAGCUAAUAUCACGCAGGUGAUCGAUCUUCUUGAGGGCAUUCGUUCUUGUGAACUUCCCCUAUUAUGUGAAAAGGUUAUGGAGGUCAGCGUCAAGGACUGGCUGGUCACCCCCUCUGUACGUAAGGACGGCAGAAUCUCCAAAAGGGUGGAACCCCAGUGGAAUCUGUCUUCUGAAACCCAAACUCAAGAGCAAACAGAUGACGAUGAAGUUGAGGAAAGUCAGACAGACGAUGACGAUUUCGCCAUCGGAUCCCAGCCUUUUGGGAAAGUGCCUUAUAUAGCACGGCCAAUGCCUUGGCAGGUAGGACAUACAGCUUUUCUAGUGCAGUUGAGGAAAUUCAGAGCCACAUCAAAACAGAUGACACCGGGGGACAGCAGCUGAGGCCAAGGACUGCACAGAGUAUCAUCUCUCUAUGCUUAUGUGAUGUUACACAUACAAAAUUAUGUAAAAUAUUUUUUCUAGAACGUUCAACUUCUUGGAAUAAAACUGUUGUAAAUGUUUGAGGCACCUGCUUCCAAAUUCAGAGGUAGCGACGUUACUCCUCGCUGCUCGAGAACCACUCCAUGGACUUGUCUUGGUGACAAAUGCAUCUCCUUGUCCUGCCGUUUGCUUGGUUAUCUGAAGAAGGAAGGAGUAGAAAACUGUUUUUCCUAUUUUACAUGUGCAUUUUGAGUGGAGAUUAUAAAGUUAUUUUAUUUUUACAACACUGUAGACAUGAAUAGUUGUAUUAGAUUAAGAUAUGAAAAUACUGUAUCAAAAAGCUGUGGAAGGAAAGAAAUCAUUUUGGUUUCCAUGAGUUGUGGAAAGAUCACGGCUUCUAUAUUACGUUUUUACGCUCCUGCCAUGGAUCUUGUGGGUUGCAUUUACAUUUUCAUCACAGGACUGCAAGAAGUUAUAAUGUGCUUUGCAAAACACACCUAACAUUCCGCACUGUGUCUGUCCUGGGCGUUAGAUGACCACACUGCUUGUUACAAGUACAGUAGUGACGUUAUCGGGGUUGGGUCUUGUAACGAGCCUUGUAGCUGGGUGGUUAUUACAAGCACAGAUUUUUAUUCACUAGAAUUAGAAAAUAAACUUUCCUGUUGAUUGAUUGAACAGCAAGCAGAGAUCUUGAAAACGGAGGAAUU
Messenger RNA from Bufo bufo (common toad), 2653 nucleotides. RefSeq names its product tRNA methyltransferase 61B (gene TRMT61B). The record is from RefSeq and is a predicted model, not a curated record. NCBI's taxonomy places the organism in Eukaryota, Metazoa, Chordata, Amphibia, Anura, Bufonidae. Gene Ontology annotation, cellular component: tRNA (m1A) methyltransferase complex. The transcript is spliced from 7 exons. Bases 75 to 1907 code for a protein of 610 amino acids. Gene Ontology annotation, biological process: tRNA methylation.